This is a messenger RNA of Guillardia theta CCMP2712, 366 nucleotides long. RefSeq lists its product as hypothetical. The transcript has a single exon. The record is from RefSeq and is a predicted model, not a curated record. NCBI's taxonomy places the organism in Eukaryota, Cryptophyceae, Pyrenomonadales, Geminigeraceae. The coding region runs from base 1 to 366 and encodes 121 amino acids.
AUGUCGGAGGAGCUCAAGGGCAACGAGCAGUUCAGCCUGCAUGGAGAGAUCAACAAGGGGAUCAGGACAAAGGCCAUCUUCGACGCUGUGGACAAAAUAAGGCAAUCACAGCUGAUGGUGUUCGAGCAGCACAUGAAGAUGGAGAUCCAACCAGGGCCAGACGUAGACUUUGGGUUCAUGGAUGGAUCAGUUGACGUCACUGCCGUUGAAAAGAUGAAGUCGCUGAGCGAGUGGUUCCAUGAGAAGGAGACUAAGAUCAGCGAGCUUGCCAAGCACGUGGAUCGUAUAGGGAGCGAGGUUUCCAAUCUCAACUCAGUGUUCUCAGCGGAGAUAUCGAAGGAGUCCCACAGUACAGACGCACAGUAG